Molecule: messenger RNA, 831 nt
Organism: Marasmius oreades (fairy-ring Marasmius)
Lineage: Eukaryota; Fungi; Basidiomycota; Agaricomycetes; Agaricales; Marasmiaceae
Exons: 2
Coding region: 331-699 (122 amino acids)
Source: RefSeq, a predicted model, not a curated record
GCUCUCAUUCGUGAUGGUUAUAGGUGUGUGGUAACUGGGAAGUACCACGCAGAAAUACCGGCAAGCUUCGAGGUUGACGAAGAGGAUAAGAACCUAGUAGACUCAGUCUUCACACAAUGUGCACAUGUUGUACCCGAAGCGACGUACUUCGACAUCUCUGAUAAAGUGUCCCAGGCCAAGAAGUUAUGUUCGUACGGUUUUUCUGUUGACACUGUCCUGCUCACUAUCUCUUAGAGAGACUACUCUGCCUCAUUGCUCGCUGUGUUGCACUGAUUCGGCUAUAACGUCGAGAAUAUCAAGGGCUCCAAAGUACAUUCGCUGUACAACGUAAUGACGAUGGAAUUCAAUGUCCAUGAUGCUUUUGAUCGUCUAUACUUGUGGUUCGAGGCAACUGAAAUCGAGAACUGCUAUAAUGUCGUGGACGUCAUGGGAUUGAAGCCCUUGCCCGAGAAGAUCACAUUCACGCGCCCUGCCAUCCUUAGUCCCGGCUUUCACAAGGAAUCUCCGUUCCCCUCCCCCGAACUGCUUGCUCUGCAUGCAUCAUGUGCCAAAGUUGCCCAUCUUUCAGGAGCAGGUGAAUACCUUGAUGAACUGGAUGAGGAUCUAGAUGAAUUGCCAGUGUUGGCAGCUGAUGUAUUGGACCAUGCGCUUUUGCGUUCGUUGAGCUUUAUGCCAUCCCUUGUCGACGUCGGAGUGUGAAUGGACCCUUUCCUCGUCUGAGUGCCAUCGGCAUCCACAGUCUACGUCUUCUUCUAGUACCACCAUGCCCCCCGUUAGAACGCACGUUCAGCACCUCGUCUUAUCACAUAGAAACGUCAGUGUCAAUCACAA